Messenger RNA from Enterobius vermicularis (human pinworm), 2523 nucleotides. The record is from the annotation of a GenBank genome assembly. Lineage: Eukaryota; Metazoa; Nematoda; Chromadorea; Rhabditida; Oxyuridae.
AUGUUACUCCUUUUAGCAUUCCAAGUUAUGGGAGACGAUUGGGAGACUGAUCCAGAUUUUAUUAAUGAUAUAACAGAGAAGGAAAGCCGAUGGGGUUCAAAAACUGUGGAAGGCUCAGGACAUCAAGAUGCAGUAAAAUUAGCUGAACUUCGUCAGCAGACUCUAGAAUCGGACACAAAACUGAGGGAGAAACGGUUGGCUGAAUUACCGAAGGCUAGUGAAGGUUAUGGCGGCAAGUAUGGGGUGCAGAAAGAUCGGAUGGAUAAGAGCGCUGUUUCUUAUGAAUAUGAAGGCACAACAGAAAAGCAUGCAUCACAGAUGGAUAUGGCUCAAGGUUAUGGGGGCAAAUAUGGUGUCCAGACCGAUCGUAAAGAUAAAAGUGCACUGGGAUGGGAUGAGAAAGUUGAAUUAGCGCAACAUGAAAGCCAAAAAGAUGCAGCAUUAGGUUACGGUGGUAAGUUUGGUGUUGAGGCGGACAAAGUUGACGAAAGUGCUAUUGGAUGGGAGGAAAAAGACAAGGAAUUUAUGUAUUUUGCUGUAGAGGAGGCCAAGAAAGCGGGUAAUUUGUUAGUGGAGCUUAGGAGAAAGUGGGAGGGAUCGAAGAAAUUAUUUAACCAGAGGAGUUUCGGUUGUCAUUUGCAGUUCGCCACCGGGCAUAACAUAAUGAUGGGUCAGUGGCGUUUAAAGCUUGACGAAAGUGGCCCAGCAGCAAUGCUAUUUUACCGAGUAUUUGUUGAGGCUUCCUACAGAACCUGGCAUUAUAGCAUUAUUGUUUCAUUUUUAAUUGACAAUUAUUCUCGAGGCUUCGGUGGAAGAUAUGGGGUAGAAACUGACAAACAAGACAAAAGUGCAGUCGGUUGGGAGUAUCAGGCACAUUUGGCUAAACAUGAAAGUCAACAAGAUUAUUCAAAAGGUUUUGGUGGUAAAUAUGGUGUCGAAAAGGAUCGAGUGGAUAAAAGUGCUGUCGGCUGGGGAAAUCAUGAGAAGUUAAAUCAGCAUGAAAGUCAAAUAGAUUACAAGAAGGGAUUUGGAGGUAAAUUUGGAGUGCAAGGUGAUCGGAAAGAUAAAUGUGCUAAAGGAUGGGAUGAACCAGAAAAAGUACAGCCUCACGAAAAUUACAAGAAGGGUUUUGGAGGCAAAUUUGGCGUGCAAGGUGACAGACAAGAUAAAAGUGCCAAGGGUUGGGAUGAGCCGGAAAAAGUUCAACCUCAUGAGAGUCAAGUUGAUUAUAAAAAGGGCUUUGGUGGCAAGUUUGGUGUUCAAGAAGACAGGAGAGAUAAAAGCGCGAAAGGAUGGGAUGAGCCGGAAAAGGUUGCUCCUCACGAAAGCCAAAUUGAUUACAAGAAAGGAUUUGGAGGACAAUUUGGGGUCCAGAGUGACCGGCAAGACAAGUCUGCUGUUUCUUUCGAACACCAUGAGAAGCUGGCACAGCAUGAGAGUCAGAGAGAUUAUUCUCAUGGGUUUGGCGGCAAGUACGGUGUGGAUAGCGACAAGCAAGAUAAGUCGGCAUAUAGUUAUAACGAACCGGAACAAGAAAAGCAGCCUAAUAAAACUUCUAGAGCCGUUCCGGGCAGAACUGCGGCAUCAAGCUUGACAGCUCGCUUUGAAAAAUUGGCCACUUCUGACGAUGGAGAAAAAGUAAGAUUAGAGAAAGAGCGAAGACGAAGAGAGGAUGAAGAACUCAAGAAGCAACAAGAGAAGGCAGAGGAGGAACGUCAAAAGAGAGUGGCUGAAGAGUGGAAGAAGAGGGAAGCACUGAAUGAACAAAUGGGUGAGGAAACUGUGGAGGCAAGUAUAAAUGAAAAUGAGCGGAAGUGGCAAAGUUCAGCGGUUCCCAGACCUCACCGUACUCCAGUAGGUGCUGUAGCCAUAAUGCCUGGACUUCCACAACUAUCACCACAUUCUGCUGCUCGAGGAGAUCAGAAGGUAGUAUCGGAGCAAAGCGAAAGCUACGCAACUCCAAAAUCGGAACAAUUAGCUCCUGUUCCAGUCUUGCCAGGUGCCAAAGAAAUCCCUGUUGGAGGCGAACAUAGAUCAGUUCGUGAAAUGAUUCGUCGGCCACCGUCAUCUUCUGAUGAAGAAAAUGAUGAACAAGCGUGGGAAGACGAACCUGCCAAUGCACAGAGCAAAAUUACUGCUGCAUCUUCAAAUGCUCCAGCGAUGGAUAAAUCUUACGCUUCAAAAAAUGCUCCUCUCAGCCAGUAUGAUUAUGUGCCUGAGGAGGUCCCACCUCCCGCUCCUACUGUCUCGAGUAAUACACAGGGAUCAAAUUCAUAUAUUGCGCAGUAUGAAGAACCUCCUGCAGAAAUCUCAGAUCCACUUUCUGGUCCUGCCCAUCCAUUAAGCUCUACUGGAUUAACUGCAGUUGCCACUUAUGAUUAUCAAAAACAGGACGACGAUGAAAUUAGUUUUGAACCCGGAGAUGUUAUCACCAACAUUGAGCAGAUAGACGCUGGAUGGUGGCGCGGAGUGUGCAACAACCAGUAUGGACUGUUUCCUGCAAAUUAUGUGGAGCUGCGUUAA